CGGCCGGCAACAUGGCGACGUAGGUGUUUACGUCAACGUCUUCCCUGGGCGCCAAAUUCAAACCCGCGGACAUCUUGAACGAGCGGAAUCCGGGUUCGCUGCGCGCCCGGAGCCGGGGGGACCCCUGCAUCGGUCUCGGGGUUCAGAGGAGAGGGCGCCAUGGCGCCCGGCUCCAAAUCAGCCCAGAGACCGGGAGCAUGAAGUGGGAGCGAAGGGGCGGAGAGAGGCCACGCAGUGCUCUCUGCAGCCUUGACCUUUUCGCUGUGGAGGUUUUUCCUGGGACCGGGGAGAGAAAUGCAGUGCGCACUCCUGGCUGACCAGAAGAACCUCCCCUAGAGCUUAACUAAUCACGUGGUCCCUAAGGAAAAGUCAGCCAGUGGCUGUGAUGAGGAAAGAAAAGCGGAGUUGCGCAGUAUGACAAAUUGUCAGUCUAACCAGCCAAGUAAUGAAGGUGAUGCCAUCAAAGUUUUCGUGCGAAUUCGUCCACCUACAGAGGGCUCUGGCUCAGCUGAUGGAGAGCAAAACUUGUGCUUAAGUGUGCUCUCCUCUACGGCUCUCCGGCUGCACUCCAACCCCGAGCCCAGGACCUUCACUUUUGACCAUGUUGCCGGCAUGGACACCACUCAGGAGUCUGUGUUUUCAACUGUGGCCAAAGGCAUUGUGGAAUCUUGCAUGAGCGGAUAUAAUGGCACCAUCUUUGCAUAUGGACAGACUGGCUCAGGGAAAACGUUUACUAUGAUGGGACCAUCUGAAUCUGAUAAUUUUUCUCAUAACCUGAGAGGAGUAAUCCCACGAAGUUUUGAAUAUUUGUUUUCCUUAAUUGAUCGUGAAAAAGAUAAGGCUGGAGCUGGGAAGAGUUUCCUUUGUAAGUGUUCCUUUAUUGAAAUCUACAACGAGCAGAUCUAUGACCUACUGGACUCUGCUUCCGCUGGACUGUACUUAAGGGAGCACAUCAAGAAGGGCGUUUUUGUUGUGGGUGCGGUGGAGCAGGUGGUGACCUCAGCAGCUGAAGCCUAUCAGGUGUUGACUGGAGGAUGGAGAAACAGGCGUGUGGCCUCAACAUCAAUGAACAGAGAAUCCUCGAGGUCUCAUGCAGUCUUCACGAUUACAGUAGAGUCAAUGGAGAAAAGCAGUGAGACUGUAAAUAUACGAACCUCCCUGCUCAAUAUGGUGGACUUAGCAGGAUCCGAAAGGCAAAGAGACACCCAUACAGAAGGGGUGAGAUUGAAGGAAGCUGGUAACAUAAAUCGAUCGCUGAGCUGCCUGGGCCAAGUGAUUACAGCCCUCGUGGAUGUGGGAAAUGGAAAACAGAGACAUAUCUGCUACAGAGACUCCAAGCUCACCUUCUUGCUCCGGGAUUCCCUCGGAGGUAAUGCCAGGACAGCCAUAAUCGCCAAUGUUCAUCCUGGAUCCAGGUGUUUUGGGGAAACACUAUCAACGCUGAAUUUUGCUCAAAGGGCCAAGCUGAUUAAAAAUAAGGCGGUGGUAAAUGAGGACACCCAAGGCAAUGUGAGCCAGCUCCAAGCUGAAGUGAAGAGGCUCAAAGAACAGCUGGCCCAGCUCACUGUAGGGCAGAUACUACCAGAAAGCUCUCUGACCAGAGAGAGAGAUGAGACUGAUUACAUGAAGUAUUUCAAAGAGGCAAUGCUGUUCUUCAAGAAGUCUGAACAGGAGAAGAAGUUUCUGGCAGAAAAAGUGACCCAGUUAGAAGACCUCACCCUCAAAAAAGAGAGAUUUAUUCAGUCUAAUAAAAUGAUUGUGAAAUUCCGAGAGGAUCAAAUCAUGCGCCUGGAGAAACUGCACAAGGAAGGGCGGGGGAGUUUUCUGCCAGAGGAGCAGGACCGCCUGCUGUGGGAAUUAAGGGAUGAGAUUCAGACUCUGCGAGAACAGAUUGAGCACCACCCCAGAGUUGCCAAAUAUGCUAUGGAAAAUCACUCCCUCAGGGAGGAGAACAGAAGACUGAGAUUAUUAGAGUCUGUGAGAAGAGCCCAAGAGGUGGAUGCGCAGAACGUGGCAAAGCUAGAGAAAGCUUUCCUACAAAUAUCUGGCACAGAGAAAAACGACAAAAGUCAGCAAGGAUUCUCUCCUAAAGUUGCAAAAGAGCCAUGCUCAUUAGCAAACUCUGAGAAGCUAAAAGCACAACUCCUGCAAAUGCAGACAGAACUGAAUAACUCAAAGCAAGAGUAUGAAGAAUUCAAAGAACUAACGAGGAGAAGGCAGCUAGAAUUAGAAUCAGAGCUCCAGUCUUUGCAAAAAGCGAACCUUAAUCUCGAAAACCUUUUGGAAGCAACAAAAGCCUGCAAGCGGCAAGAAGUUUCCCAGCUGAAUAAAAUUCAUGCUGAAACCCUGAAGAUUAUAACUACACCAACCAAGGUUUAUCAAAUUUGGCCUCGACCAGGAUCAAAAUUAAGCCCUGAAACAGGGAGCUUGGGAUCUCCAUACACUCAGAAUUCUAGCAAAUUAGAUAAUGAUAUCUUAAAUGAGCCAAUUCCACCUGAGAUGAAUGAACAAGCUUUUGAAGCCAUUUCUGAAGAGCUUAGGAUGGUACAGGAGCAAAUGAGUACCCUCCAGGUCAAGUUGGAUGAAGAGGAGCAUAAAAACCUGAAGCUUCAGCAGCGCAUUGACAAACUGGAGCAUCAUUCUACACAGAUGCAGGAGCUUUUCUCAUCAGAGAGAAUGGAUUGGACCAAACAGCAGCAAGAGCAUCUCUCACAAUUGAGUGCCCUUGAAAAGCAGCUUCGGGACACUCAGACUAAGAAUGACUUUUUGAAAAGUGAGGUCCAUGACCUGCGAGUAGUGCUUCAUUCAGCCGACAAGGAGCUGUCUUCGGUGAAGAUGGAGUACGGUUCAUACAAAGAGGCUCAGGAGCAGGAACUCAGUAGCCUUUCUGAAAAACACGUGCAUGUCCAGCUCCAGCUGGACAAUGUCAGAUUAGAGAAUGAAAAGCUUCUUGAGAGCAAAGCCUGUCUGCAGGAUGCCUAUGAAAACUUACAAGAAGUAAUGAAGUUUGAAAUUGACCAACUUUCAAAAAAGCUCCAUAGCUGCAAAAAAGAAAAUGAGGCUCUGAAAUCGGAUAUGAAUAAUUUGAUGGAGCUUUUUGAGACAGAAAAAGAACGCAAUAACAAAUUAUUAUUACAAUUUGAAGAAGAUAAAGAAAACAGUUCUAAAGAAAUCUUAGAUGUUCUUGAGGCUGUGCGUCAGGAGAAACAGAAGGAGAUGGUCAAGUGUGAGCAGCAGAUGGCAAAAGUACAGAAACUGGAAGAGAGUUUAUGUGCUACUGAGAAAAUCAUCAGUUCUCUGGAGAAGUCUAGAGAUGCUGACAAGGAAGUUGUCGCUGACCUCAUGAGCCAGAUCCAGGAGCUGAGGACGUCGGUUCGUGAGAAAACAGAAACCAUAGACAGCCUGAAGCAAGAGCUGAAGGACAUCAAUUGUAAAUACAACUCCGCUUUGGUUGACAAAGAAGAUGGCACAGUGUUGAUUAAGAGACAGGAAGGGGAGAUUCUGGAUCUGAAAGAAACCCUGAGGCUGAGGAUAAUCUCUGAAGAUAUAGAGAGGGAUAUGCUCUGCGAAGACCUGGCUCAUGCUUCUGAGCAGCUGAACAAGCUCACCGAGGCCUCGAAGAAGCACUCGGCGCUCCUGCAGUCCGCCCAGGAGGAGCUGAGCAGGAAGGAGGCCCAGAUUCAGGAGCUUCAGCGUGAGUUAAACCUAAAGAAAGAGGAAGUAGAACAGAAGAAGAAUGAAUACAACUUCAAAAUGAGGCAACUGGAGCAUGUGAUGGGUUCUGCUGCCGAGUUUCCCCAGAGUCCUAAAACACCACCUCAUUUUCAAACACAUUUGGCAAAACUCCUGGAAACACAAGAACAAGAGAUAGAAGAUGGACGAGCCUCUAAGAUUUCUUUGCAACACCUUGUAACAAAGCUAGAUGAAGACAGAGAAAUCAAAAAUGCUGAAAUCCUCAGAAUGAAGGAGCAGUUGAGCGAAAUGGAAAACCUACGCUUGGAAGGUGAGCAGUUGAGAGAGAAAAACUGGCUCCUGCAAGGCCAGCUGGAUGAUAUUAAAAGACAAAAGGACAGCAGCGAACAGAACCACCCAGACAUCCAGCAGCUGAAGAACGAACAAGAGGAACUUAUCAAAGAAAGACUUGCUAAAAAUAAGUUAGUUGAAGAAAUGUUGAAAAUGAAAGCAGACCUAGAAGAAGUCCAGAGCGCCCUGCAGAGCAAAGAGACAAACUACCUCAGGAUGACCGAGGAAGUGGAACGAACCAGAACGUUGGAGUCUAAAGCGUUCCAAGAGAAGGAACAGCUGAGGUCAAAGCUGGAAGAAUUCUAUGAAGAAAGGGAGAGGACACUCCAGGAGAUGGAGAUGUUGAGGAAGCAGGUGGAGUUUCUCGCUGAGGAAAAUGGCAAGUUGCUGGGUCACCAGAACCCAAACCAGAAGAUCCACUAUGUGGUGCGGCUGAAGAGGGAGAACGUCCGGCUCGCUGAGGAAACGGAAAAAUUGCGUGCUGAAAAUGUAUUUUUAAGAGAAAUGAAAAAGAGUUUCUGAUGAGCAUCUGCGCCCGUCCACGUCUGCUGGCCGUCUGCCAUCCGCUGUGUGAGGGACAAUCCGCUGCAGGGCUCAACCCACUGUGAACUCCCAGAAACCCUUUUCCUCUUCAAAUAAAGUCUGUCACUGAUGGUUCUCGUGGGUGCUGGUCAGGCCCCGUGUCCCUGAUCUCCUGAAUCUUGCGUCAGAAGCUCCCACAAUAGUCAGUGUCCCCAAAACUUGCAGUGGGGGUCAUGGCUGAUCGUGCAGUGUGUGUACAUAGCAAACUUGUUAAUAGAGUUUAUUUUUAUAUUCCUACUUGAAGAAUUCUCAUGCACAUUUUUAUGACUGCAAACAUUUUUCAAAAUGUAAAUCUUUUUCAAAUAAACAGUUCAGUAA
Molecule: messenger RNA, 4923 nt
Organism: Pipistrellus kuhlii (Kuhl's pipistrelle)
Lineage: Eukaryota; Metazoa; Chordata; Mammalia; Chiroptera; Vespertilionidae
Gene: KIF15
Product: kinesin family member 15
Exons: 36
Coding region: 415-4545 (1376 amino acids)
Biological process (GO): microtubule-based movement
Molecular function (GO): ATP binding; microtubule motor activity; microtubule binding
Source: RefSeq, a predicted model, not a curated record